Cornus florida is the source of this 2056-nucleotide messenger RNA. RefSeq names its product glucan endo-1,3-beta-glucosidase 11-like. Gene Ontology annotation, biological process: carbohydrate metabolic process. Bases 247 to 1458 code for a protein of 403 amino acids. Gene Ontology annotation, molecular function: hydrolase activity, hydrolyzing O-glycosyl compounds. Gene Ontology annotation, cellular component: plasma membrane. The record is from RefSeq and is a predicted model, not a curated record. The transcript is spliced from 3 exons. NCBI's taxonomy places the organism in Eukaryota, Viridiplantae, Streptophyta, Magnoliopsida, Cornales, Cornaceae.
CAAGUAGCUAGUCAUUUAAAACGAUAAGAGGUAGGUGCCAAAACCAACCAUUGGCAACAAGGCAAGGCAAUUUCCAAACAAGCAAAGAAAGGAAUUCACAAACAUAUACUACACUUGUAUUUAUAUAUAUCCCUUCCCUCCUAUCAUUCUCUCUUCCACCCCUCUCUCUCUCUCUCUCUCUCUCCCUCUCUCUCUCUCUAAUUAGCUAGGAAUUUGUAGAAUCUCUCUCUCUCUCUCUCUCUCUUCAUGGCAACAUUUUUUAGCAGAAUUGCCAUGUUAAAUAUUCUUCUUAUAUUUUCUGUAUAUUUCUCAGGUUUUAGUAAUCUACGAGGAGUUGAAUCUCUUGGCAUCAACUAUGGCCAAGUUAGCAACAAUUUACCACAACCUGAUAAAGUUCUUGAACUCCUACAAUCGCUGAAGCUCACAAAGGCCAGAAUUUACGACACAAAUCCUCGAGUUUUGACGGCAUUCGCCAACUCUGGAGUGGACCUCAUUGUGACAGUCGAAAAUGCGAUGUUAAAUGUUCUAAGGGAUCCACAACAAGCUCUUCAGUGGGUUAAUACCCACAUAAAGCCAUAUAUUCCGGCCACGAAGAUCACCGGAAUAGCGGUGGGCAACGAGCUCUUCACCGGCGGGGACAUAACGGAAAUUUCCAAUCUUGUACCAGCCAUGGUCAGCAUUCAUGGCGCCCUAGUUCAACUAGGACUAGAUCAGCAAAUUCAUGUUUCUAGUCCAAAUUCUCUUGCAGUGCUGGGGGAAUCGUACCCGCCUUCGGCCGGAACUUUCAGGUCCGAGCUCGCCGGAAUAAUGCCGCAGGUUUUGCAGUUCCUGCAAAGUACUAAAUCACCCUUUUUUAUCAAUGCAUACCCUUAUUUUGCUUACCAAGGUGAUCCUAACAAGAUUCCUUUAGACUAUGUCCUUUUUAACCCUAAUUCAGGAAUGGUUGACCCUUACACUAAACUACACUAUGACAACAUGUUAUAUGCAAUGGUAGAUGCAGUUGUAUUUGCUAUGGCUAGAAUGGGUUUUGGAGGGUUGGAAGUUAGGGUUUCUGAGACAGGGUGGCCAUCCAAAGGUGACCCUGAUGAAAUUGGUGCAACCAUUGAACAUGCAGCGGCCUAUAACCGGAAUUUGUUGCGAAGGCAAUUACGAGGUGAAGGUACACCUUUGAGGCCUACCAUGAGACUAGAAGUUUAUUUGUUUGCUUUGUUCAAUGAGAACUUGAAGACCGGAAAAACUUCGGAGAGGAACUAUGGUCUAUAUCAACCAGACGGCACCAUGGCUUACAAUGUGGGACUUAUGGCUUUGUCCAGUACUACUUCGUCAACCUCGACAGCUUCGAUUUCUCUCACUUCCUCUGCCACUCAUGAGGUAGCAAAGAUGGGAUAUCAAAGCUUGGUGUACUGGAUGGUUGUGUAUUUGGCUGCUUUACAAGUUUUAAUGAGAAGACCAUAUUAAUGAUCAACUGGGGUAUUUCUGUAAAUAUGACUUUUUGGGCAAGUGAUCAAAUGGGGUUGGUUUCUCUUUUGGGGUCUAUUUGCAUUAUUGCAUGCAAAUUGCUUACACCUAAAAAAAGAAAACAUUCCCUGUGUUGAGGGGGUGGGGGGGUGAUAUUGUACUUUCCCAUCAGACUUUGAGGGGUCAUUCUCACCAUCUAAUGGUUACAAUUUCGUAUGCGGACCACAUCGAUCAUGAAUCACAGUACUACUCUUCAAGCUAGCCAACAGUCUCGAUCAAUCAGAAGAUGAACCUAUUUUUUGGUAGAGAUGAGACAAAAGCAUUAUAUAUAUUACAAUCCCGCCUGUCUCACUGAUCAAAGAUGUAGUUGAAAAUUUAUUUCUCAAUUUACCUUUAUCUUCUAGAAUUUAAGUUUGUAUCAAUGUUCUUUCUUAUGUAUGAAUUAUCACGAGAACACUGUUGUAAGGUUAUUCUGUUUUUUUGCAAUAUUAGAAGUUAACUACUUUCGAAGAGAUAAAAAUCUUCACUUAGCAUUCUCGGUUAGAUUGUUACGUCUGAUAAUUGUAAUAAAGAAACAUUGUGUUAUAAAGAAGACAAA